UGGGUAAUUAUCAUUUAUUGUGUGGUUUGAUUUUGACAAGUGUGUUCUGUUAAAACUUUAAAAUAAUUUAAGUAAUUUAAUAUUUUUGUAUAACAGGAACAAUGGAAGAAUUACAGAAAAGAAUUGCAGAGCUCGAAGAGGAAUUGCAAAAGGAGAGAUGUAGAAAUGCAAUUACUGCACGCGAAAAGAUUGAACAUAUGUCUGGUGAAGUUAUAGAUUCUAACCCCUACAGUCGUCUAAUGGCAUUAAAACGUAUGGGUAUUGUUAAUAAUUAUGAAGAUAUACGACAAAAAACAGUAGCUAUUGUUGGGGUUGGAGGAGUUGGUAGUGUAGCUGCAGAGAUGUUAACAAGAUGUGGUAUAGGAAAGCUAAUUCUUUUUGAUUAUGACAAAGUGGAAUUAGCAAAUAUGAAUAGAUUAUUUUUUCAACCAUAUCAAGCAGGACAGAGUAAGGUAGAAGCUGCUGCCAAGACUUUACAAUAUAUUAAUCCUGAUGUAGAAAUUGAAUCACAUAAUUAUAAUAUUACAACUGUAGAUAACUUUCAAGAUUUUAUGAUUACGAUAAGUACAUCAAGCUUAAUGAAUGGCCCUGUGGACUUAGUUUUAAGUUGUGUCGAUAAUUUUGAAGCACGUAUGGCAAUAAACACUGCUUGUAAUGAACUCAAUCAGUUGUGGUUUGAAAGCGGAGUUUCAGAAAAUGCGGUCUCUGGACAUAUUCAAUUUCUUAUACCAGGAGAGACAGCUUGCUUUGCUUGCGCACCACCUUUGGUUGUUGCAUCAAAUAUUGAUGAAAAAACUUUAAAGAGAGAUGGUGUAUGUGCUGCAUCCUUACCCACAACUAUGGGUAUAGUAGCAGGCUUUUUGGUACAGAAUACUCUGAAAUUUUUACUUCGCUUUGGAGAUGUAACAUAUUAUUUAGGUUAUAAUGCAUUGCAAGAUUUUUUUCCAACAAUGGUAUUAAAGCCAAAUCCAAAUUGUGAAGAUAAUUAUUGCAGACAAAGACAACAAGAAUAUCAGGCAAAACCAAAAGUUGAAAAGCCUGUUGAAGAAGUUAGUGAUACAAAACCUUUGCACGAAGACAAUGAAUGGGGAAUCUCCUUAGUAGAGGAAUAUGAACAGCAAGAAGAAGAAAAUGCUCAGUUAGUUAAUACCGGUUUAAAACAGGCUUAUACCAUAUCUGUACAACCAACUAAUUCUCAAAAUGAAAUAGCAAAUACAUCUGGUCCAAGCUUAGAAGAACUGAUGCAACAAAUGAAAUCUUUAUAAUAUUUUUAAACCUUACAAAAAUGUCUAUAAAAAGUUAAAUAUUAAAUGCAUUCCAUGAAAUAAUAAUGACAAAUUUUUUAGAUGAAUGUUUUUGCAUAUUCGCAUUAUUGAGGAAUAAAACUUACAGAAAUAAAAUUAAAAAUAAAUUUUUUUAGAUUAAAAUAUAAAAAUAAAAAAUAGAAUUGGAAUAUUAGCUUAUAUAAUUUUAUUAAAUAUUUUAUCCAUACAUCACUAGAAUCAAGCGAAUGUAAAUGCGGAAUGAAAAUACAAAACCAUAUAAACGUUAA
Molecule: messenger RNA, 1552 nt
Organism: Vespula vulgaris
Lineage: Eukaryota; Metazoa; Arthropoda; Insecta; Hymenoptera; Vespidae
Gene: Uba5
Product: ubiquitin-like modifier-activating enzyme 5
Exons: 6
Coding region: 102-1265 (387 amino acids)
Biological process (GO): protein ufmylation
Cellular component (GO): cytosol; cytoplasm
Molecular function (GO): UFM1 activating enzyme activity
Source: RefSeq, a predicted model, not a curated record